Molecule: messenger RNA, 4719 nt
Organism: Hypomesus transpacificus
Lineage: Eukaryota; Metazoa; Chordata; Actinopteri; Osmeriformes; Osmeridae
Gene: atp8b5b
Product: ATPase phospholipid transporting 8B5b
Exons: 28
Coding region: 487-4080 (1197 amino acids)
Biological process (GO): phospholipid translocation; Golgi organization
Cellular component (GO): plasma membrane
Molecular function (GO): ATP binding; ATPase-coupled intramembrane lipid carrier activity; ATP hydrolysis activity
Source: RefSeq, a predicted model, not a curated record
UGUUUGCUCUGAUUGGCCAGUGUCAGUACCAGCGCGCCCUCUUUUACAGCCCCUGCUCCCCAGCUCUGAGGCUCCCUAGCUGGGUCCAAAGAUCACUUUCGCUCCUGUGUUUGCUCAGGCCUGGUGCCAUUAGACCAGGGCUAUCCCUUCUCUUCCUGUAGCUGCUUGAACCCCCCAUGCUCAGCCUCUAACACCCCAGCUCCAGGAUUCUCCCUGCCUGCCUGCCACCCUGCCUGCCUGCCCGCCCCUGGGGCGCCAAGAGAAACUCUUCGUGUGGGUCCAAGGUGGAUAGAGCUGAACCAACACCUUGGUUUCCUGGAGGGGAGGGUGAAGAGGGAGAAGACGGAGGUGCAGUCGGGGCUCAGUGCUCCCAGUCCCUCACCCCUUCUUUUGAACUUGGCCGGCUGGUUGUUUACCUGUGUACCUGUGGGACGGGGAUAUCACUUUCUUUUACCUCAGGUGUGAUGAAGCACAGUUGACCUGGAGAUGGGCUCUCUGUUGUCAUCGAUUGGGCUGGACUGUGGCCAGGACAAGGACCCAGAGGAGGAGAGACGCCUGAAGGCUAACGACCGACCGUUUAACCUGUCGUACAAGUAUGCUAAUAAUGCCAUCAAAACGUCCAAAUACAACAUCUUCACCUUCCUGCCUCUCAACCUGUUCGAGCAGAUCCAAAGGCUGGCCAACGCCUACUUCCUGUUCCUGCUCUGUCUCCAGCUCAUCCCAGAGAUCUCCUCCCUGUCCUGGUUUACCACAGUAGUUCCUCUCCUGCUGGUACUCUCCAUGACAGCGGCCAAGGACGGUUCAGAUGACUUUAACAGACACAAGAGUGACCGUCAAGUCAACAACAGGAAGGUGAACGUUCUCAUAGACGGAGAGCUGAGGAGUGAGAAGUGGAGGGAUGUUCAAGUUGGUGACAUCAUCAAGCUGGAGAACAAUCAGUUUGUGACGGCUGAUCUCCUGCUGCUGUCCAGCAGCGAGCCGCUCAAUCUGGUCUACAUAGAGACGGCCGAACUAGACGGGGAGACCAACCUGAAGGUGAAACAGGCCCUGACAGUGACCGGCGAACUGGGAGACGACAUCCAGAAACUGGCCAAAUUCACCGGCGAGGUGCACUGUGAGGCCCCGAACAACCGUCUGGACCGGUUCACGGGCACUCUAAGCCUGGAGGGGGAGACCCACUCCCUGGACAACGAGAGGGUCCUGCUGCGAGGCUGCACCCUGAGGAACACAGAGUGGUGCUUCGGCCUGGUGGUGUUUGGAGGCCCUGACACCAAGCUGAUGCAGAACUGUGGGAGAGCCACGUUCAAACGGACCAGCAUCGACCACCUCAUGAACGUGCUGGUGCUGGGUAUCUUUGGCUUCCUGGCGUUCAUGUGCGCGAUCCUGGCGGUGGGGAACGGUAUCUGGGAGCACCAGGAGGGCUCUGUGUUCUCUGCCUUCCUCCCCCGGCUGGAUGGUGUCAACGCUGCCUUCUCUGGCUUCCUCACCUUCUGGUCCUACGUCAUCAUCCUCAACACCGUGGUGCCCAUCUCGCUCUACGUCAGCGUGGAGAUCAUUCGGCUGGGGAACAGCUUCUACAUCAACUGGGACAGGAAGAUGUACUACCCCAAGAAUGACACCCCUGCGGAGGCCAGGACCACCACGCUGAACGAGGAGCUGGGCCAGAUCAAGUACAUCUUCUCAGACAAGACGGGCACGCUCACCCAGAACAUCAUGACCUUCAACAAGUGCUCCAUCAAUGGGAAGAGUUACGGGGAGCUGUUUGACUUUGCUGGACAGAGAGUGGAGAUCACUGAGAAGACAGAGAGAGUUGACUUCUCCUGGAACAAGCUAGCCGACCCCAAGUUCCACUUCCACGACCACAACCUGGUGGAGGCGGUGAGGGAGGGCUCUCCUGAAGCCCAGGUCUUCUUCCGUCUGCUGGCUCUCUGUCACACUGUCAUGGCCGAGGAGAAGAAGGAGGGAGAGUUGUUCUAUCAGGCCCAGUCCCCAGAUGAGGGGGCUCUGGUCACGGCAGCCAGGAACUUCGGCUUCGUGUUCCGUUCCCGUACGCCGGAGACGAUCGUGGCGAUGGAGAUGGGCUCCCAAGUCACCUACGAGCUGCUGGCUGUGCUCGACUUCAACAACGUCCGCAAGAGGAUGUCCGUCAUCGUCCGCAGCCCGGAGGGGAAGCUCACCCUGUUCUGCAAGGGGGCCGACACCAUCAUCUACGAGAGACUCCACCCCUUCUGUAACAAGCUGAUGGAGGUCACCACCGGACACCUCAACGAGUAUGCGGGGGAGGGCUUACGUACACUGGUGCUGGCCUAUAAGGACCUGGACGGUGCCUACAUGGAGGAGUGGAGAAGACGCCACCAUGAGGCCAGCGUGGCCAUGGACCAGAGAGAGGAGAAGCUGGAUCUACUCUACGAGGAGAUCGAGAAGGACCUGCUGCUUUUAGGAGCCACUGCAGUAGAAGACAAGCUACAGGACGGGGUACCCCAGACGAUAGAGCAGCUGUCUAAAGCAGACAUCAAAAUCUGGGUGCUGACUGGAGAUAAGCAGGAGACGGCGGAGAACAUCGGGUACUCCUGCAACAUGCUGAGGGAGGAGAUGAAGGAGGUGUUUGUGGUCGCGGCCAACACGGCCGAGGAAGUCAAAGAGGAGCUGCAGAGCGCCCGGAGGAGGAUGUGCCCAGAGGGCUCGGAGGAGCCCACCAUCAGCACAGGCCGGGCGGGGCUGUUUGGUGUUCAGAAGAGGACCACGGUGGAGGAUGACAAGGUGGAUGGAGAUUAUGGCCUGGUGAUCAACGGACACAGUCUGGCCUAUGCCCUGGAGAAGAGCCUGCAGAUGGAGCUCCUGAGGACGGCCUGCAUGUGUCAGGCGGUUAUCUGCUGCAGGGUGACCCCUAUGCAGAAGGCCCAGGUGGUGGAGCUGGUGAAGAAGUACAAGCAGGCCGUCACCCUGGCCAUCGGGGACGGGGCCAACGACGUCAGCAUGAUCAAAGCCGCCCACAUCGGCGUGGGCAUCAGCGGGCAGGAGGGCAUGCAGGCGGUGCUGUCCAGCGACUUCUCCUUCGCCCAGUUCCGCUACCUGCAGCGCCUCCUGCUGGUGCACGGGCGAUGGUCCUACCUGCGCAUGUGCAAGUUUCUCAGCUACUUCUUCUACAAGAACUUCACCUUCACCUUCGUCCACUUCUGGUACGGCUUCUUCUGCGGUUUCUCAGCCCAGACCGUGUAUGAUGAAUGGUUCAUCACCCUGUAUAACCUGGCGUACACAGCCCUGCCUAUCCUGGGAUUGAGCCUGUUUGACCAGGAUGUGAAUGACCGCUGGAGCAUGCAGUACCCCCAGCUCUACUCCCCCGGCCAGCUCAACCAGUACUUCAGCAAGAAGGCCUUUGUCCGCUGCGUGGCUCACAGCUGCUACAGCUCCAUGGUGCUCUUCUUCAUCCCCUACGCAGCCAUGUACGACACGGUCCGAGACGACGGCAAGGACAUCGUGGACUACCAGUCCUUUGCCCUGCUGGCUCAGACCUGCCUGCUCAUCGCCGUCAACUUCCAGAUCUGUCUCGAUAUCCACUACUGGACGGCUGUGAACCAGUUCUUCGUGUGGGGCAGUCUCUCCGUGUAUUUCGCCGUCACCUUCACCAUGUACAGCAAUGGCAUGUUCCUCAUCUUCACAUCCUCCUUCCCCUUCAUUGGGACGGCCAGGAACUCCCUCAACCAGCCCAACGUGUGGUUCACCAUCUUCCUCACCUCCAUCCUGUGUGUGCUUCCUGUUGUGGCCUACCGCUUCCUGGUUCUCCAGCUGUGGCCCACCAUCAACGAGAAGGUGAGGUACAAGGUGAGGCAGUCCAAGGCGAUGCCGGCUCCUCCCCCUCGCCGCAUCCCCACACGACGCAUCAGCACCCGUCGCUCUGGUUACGCCUUCUCCCAUGCUAAGGGCUACGGUGACCUGGUGACCUCUGGACGCUUCCUGCUGCGGAGGCCUCAGAAGAACCGGCCGGCACUGUUCGCCCAGACAGACUCCCCGCUGUCCCAGAACCAGCCUCAACUGUACCGCACCAUCACCGAGGAGCCCGAGGAGCCACAGAGCCCCUAGUGGCCGGGAGGGGAAGGACGAGGUGGACACUACACCUCUUCACCUGGACCAACAGUUCUGUUGAGAAACACUUGAGUUGGGUUCCUGGUGAUGCCAUGAGAUUCUAUGCCUGUGUUCUAACGCAGGAUGCCUAGACACAUCUGAGAUGAAUGCUUGAUAGCAGGUUUAUCCUGCUGAAGGAUGUUUAGGUAUUAGCAACUGUGAAAACGAUGAGCUGUGACCGUUUCAGUCAAGGAAUAGUUAAACAUUACAAUGAUUUGAUUUGUCGAUUUAUAAUAUGGGUUUUUACAAAUGCUAUCGCAAUGUUAGGAUUGACUAAUUGGGAAGCACACAACCGCUUUGAAGCGAUGUUUAGAAAUGUAUUACAUCAAUCAUUUGUAGCUCGAAUAAUUUGCUUCUUCCUCUGAUGUGUGUUGUGUCUGUUCGGUUCUCAGGGUGGAAUAAUUUGUCAGGAAAUGUGUCUAGUUUAUCAAUCAUUGUACACUUGAUUUGCACUAAUCCGUUUACAUCAUAAUUUGUAUUCCUAGAUUUUUCGCUAGUUUCAAAUAAUUCAUAAUUAUCAUUGCGUGUAUAAUUGUAUCAUUUUAUUUUGUUUUGAUCAGACGCAAAGUAAUUGUAGGUCAUGUACUGUUUUGAGGA